CGUUUGGUUGACAUCGUCUGCAACAAGAAAACGAAGACAUUCAAAAUGUGUUGGUCGGCAAACUGUUCGAAGAUAAUUUUGAUUGUUUUCAAUGGUAUAUUCUUGGUACUUGGAGUGGGCCUGGUGGGGCUUGGCGUGUUUGCAAGUUUCACAAAGACAGAGUACCAUGAUCUCAUAGGCGCUUCGAUGAUCCAGAUCUGCACGUAUGCCGUCAUUGGCGUGGGAGCGGUUGUGGCCCUCGUCGCUAUGGCAGGCUGUGUUGGGGCCCUAACGUUCAACCGGAAAUUGCUCAUUAUGUACGUGAUUUUACUGACCAUUAUCUUCUUGAUCGAAGCAGCUUGUGGAGUGAUCGGCUUUCUGUAUUACGAUAAGGUAGGAGCAGAGCUUGGGGAUGAGUUGAGAAAGGCCAUGAAGACUAAGUAUGGUGAAGCCGAAUACAACAUUAUCACCGUCGCUAUCGACACAAUGCAACAAGAGCUGUCCUGUUGCGGAUUUAAUAAUCCCGGUGACUGGGCGGAUUCGACGUUUAAAACGAACAACCCUGGUGUGGACACGCCCAUAUCCUGUUGCGUCGACAUGAACGUGGCCAACUGUAACACGGACGAUACAGCAAACACUGUGAACAAGGACGGCUGUUCUGAGACCAUUAAGACAUUUCUGAAGACCAACUUGCUUGCUGUCGGCAUUGCCUGUGUUGUAAUUGCCCUAAUACAGCUCAUUGGAGUGGUGUUGGCCAUUGUGCUUUGUAAAGCCAGUAAACAACAAGAAGUGGAAUUCUGAUUCUUUAAGAUGCUGCCAUCUGCCAAAUUAUCCGAAGAUCUUUG
Molecule: messenger RNA, 824 nt
Organism: Mya arenaria
Lineage: Eukaryota; Metazoa; Mollusca; Bivalvia; Myida; Myidae
Product: CD151 antigen-like
Exons: 7
Coding region: 46-780 (244 amino acids)
Cellular component (GO): membrane
Source: RefSeq, a predicted model, not a curated record